Solanum lycopersicum (tomato) is the source of this 1270-nucleotide messenger RNA. Its product is annotated as protein SRC2 homolog. Lineage: Eukaryota; Viridiplantae; Streptophyta; Magnoliopsida; Solanales; Solanaceae. The record is from RefSeq and is a predicted model, not a curated record. Gene Ontology annotation, biological process: defense response.
CUUCUCCAUUUCUUCCAUUCCCCAAAAAUCAGAAAUGGCAACUGGUUCUUCUUCUCGUCCUCCACAGAAAACCUACGAUCUCGAAAUCACCAUCGUCUCCGCCAAGCAUCUGAAAAAUGUCAAUUGGCAUCACGGCGAUCUCAAGCCCUAUGUUAUCUUUUGGGUCGACCCGGAUCAACGACGCGCCACACAAGCUGAUGAUUCCGGCAAUACCCGACCCGUUUGGAACGAACGAUUCGUCCUCCAUCUUCCCCAAUCUCAAUCUCCUCCUCACGAUGCUGUUCUUACUCUUGAGGUCUUCCAUUCAAAACCUUCGGAAACUCCCAAACCUUUAGUCGGUACACUUAGGGUUCCGUUGAAGGAACUGGUUAACGUCGACGAUUUCAACAAAAUCAGAACUUUUGAGCUCCGGCGACCUUCCGGUCGGCCUCAUGGUAAGAUCCGACUCAAGCUUGCUAUUCGUGAAUUAUCUCCACCCCUCGAUUACCAAAUACCCCCUCCUUGUAGUUAUUAUUACUCUACUGCCCCCCCUCCUCCUCCCCCUUCCUACAGAGCAUUUCCUUCUUCCCCAUACCCCUCACACCCUCAUCCUCCUCCGUCGCCUGUAGUUGCACCGCCGCCACCUGCUUCUCCAUCACCACCACCUCCUCCUCCGCAGCAACAUUCUUUUCCUUACAGUGGAUUCGCUGAUCCUUACUCUAGUUACUUCCCUGGGUAUUACUCUCAACCUCCCCCUCCUCCACGACCAUUUGUUGAGCGGCAAUCUAGCUAUAACAGUUUGGGCUCGAGGCCAAGCGCCCCUGUUGAUUAUUACCCUCCUUAUGAUCAGAAGCGUAGUGGGAAAAUGGGGACGGGGUUAGGCACCGGAUUGGCGGUUGGAGCAGUGGCUGGUACAUUGGGAGGAUUGACAUUAGGGGAAGGAUUGAAGUAUGAAGAAGCCAAGAUUGCAGAGAGAGUUGAAAACAACAUAGCAACCAGAGAUGAUUACAGCAAUUACAGUGAAUAUUGAUGCUGAUGCUUCUCACUGGAUGAAGUUCUCUAUACUAAUGGGUAAUCAAUCUUGCGCUGUAUUUUGUAUAUAUAAAGCUCGUUCAUUUUCAAUGGAUUCCUCCUCUUAAUGAUAUGAUGAAUUAUGUCAGUUCAGCUGUUUUUGAGUUUCUUCUAUGAAGGAUUCUACUGGUAGACUGAUAUAUGUAAUUCUACUUCUAUCUGGUUGUUUCAUGAUGUAGCGUGGUAUGUUCGAUGAAUGUAUUGUUUGGAUAGAUUAUUA